GUGGCUAGAACUAAGCAGACUGCACGAAAGUCUACCGGUGGUAAGGCCCCUCGUAAGCAGCUGGCUGGCAAGAGGGACCCUAUAAGCAAGGGCAAUAAGCGAAAGCCUCGCCGCUAUAAGCCAGGUACCGUUGCCCUACGAGAAAUUCGAAACUAUCAAAAGUCGACUGAACUUCUCAUCCGCGAACUUCCUUUCCAGCGUUUAGUAAGUUUGUUUUGCACUUAA
This is a messenger RNA of Pseudomassariella vexata, 225 nucleotides long. RefSeq names its product histone-fold-containing protein. The transcript has a single exon. Gene Ontology annotation, cellular component: nucleosome. Gene Ontology annotation, molecular function: protein heterodimerization activity; structural constituent of chromatin; DNA binding. NCBI's taxonomy places the organism in Eukaryota, Fungi, Ascomycota, Sordariomycetes, Amphisphaeriales, Pseudomassariaceae. The record is from RefSeq and is a predicted model, not a curated record. The annotation marks the transcript as partial.